AUGAACUGGUAAUAUAAACAACCUUAAAUUUUAAUAUCUGUUAUAGAUUAACUGUUUACAAAUAAUUUGUAUUCCUAAAACUUCGCUGGAAAGGUCAAAUUAAAAAUAUCUCUCAUCUAUAGACUCAUUUAUUCUCAUGAUAAUUUAAUUAUAAAUUGUUUAAUAAUUUCUUUUCUGAAAUUUAGUCUAGAGAUAUUUGAUUAAAUUUUAAAUGGAAAAAAUUUGGAUUAUUGUUUAGAGCAAAGAUUGAUAUCAGGGCUUUAUAUAAACAUAUAAGAAAUCCACUACUCAAUGAAGUAAUGUUAUUUAAAAAAACGAGUAGAGAUAAUCGGGCAUACUCAAUUUACAAUUUUUUUGAACAAAUUUUUAAAAGUGUUGAAGAAGUCGCUCAUACAAUAAGAACUAAUGAAUACUCAAAUAAAAUAGAAUCAUAUUAAUGGGUAUUAAAAAGGCAUGAGAGUUAAAACGAGAAAAAAUUUAUGAAUUUAAAGAUUGAAAUUUAUAUAAUACUUGUUUAAUCAAGAAAAAACUUUAGGAAUUUGUAAAUUAUAAUAUUGUAAGAGAAUGUAAAGAUCCUACUUAAAAUUGUUAUAACAAAAUACAAUUCAAACCUUACAUGA
Paramecium sonneborni is the source of this 620-nucleotide messenger RNA. NCBI's taxonomy places the organism in Eukaryota, Ciliophora, Oligohymenophorea, Peniculida, Parameciidae. The record is from the annotation of a GenBank genome assembly.